Messenger RNA from Anopheles coustani, 5825 nucleotides. Its product is annotated as lateral signaling target protein 2 homolog. Lineage: Eukaryota; Metazoa; Arthropoda; Insecta; Diptera; Culicidae. The record is from RefSeq and is a predicted model, not a curated record. The transcript is spliced from 4 exons. Gene Ontology annotation, cellular component: early endosome membrane. Bases 747 to 4097 code for a protein of 1116 amino acids. Gene Ontology annotation, molecular function: metal ion binding.
CUUGCAUCAGGUGCGUUCGUUCACGCGUUCGAGCGUGCUGUGGAGUGUAGAGAAGCGUGAAAAUAAAUAAAUCAGCCAUUGUGGCCACUGCAGCAGCGUUGCAUUGAUUGUUCUGUGACCGUGUGAGGAUCCCAUUGUCCUGAAUUUAUCUGCAAACCCGAGUGCUGUCUCCGGAGCAGGAUUCCGUUCUCGUGGUGUGUAAAGUGCUGAGUUCGUGGGAAGAAGGAGGAAGAAAGAAGUGAAGCAACCAUAACUGAAUCAUCUUCCGCCAGCGGGAAAACCCGUCCAUUCCCGGGGGGCGCUGUAUUCCUACGAGGCAGGUGAAGCAUGAGCCGUCUGGGGUGAUUGUGAUUGAAUCCGGAAGUGUGCCCAUCUAUUGGUUCGCAGCCAUUUUGCCGUGGCUGGCAGCUUCGAUGAUGUAUGGCUGAGGGGAGGGGCUGACCCGAAGCAGCACUGUUGUGUUUUUGUUUUCGUGCCUGGUGCGACGGUGCAUUUCUUGUGUUCAUGUUAGUUUCCGUGACAACAAAUCAACCUAGUGGCCGAGUGGUGACGAAAUCAAAAACAAACGUAUUGUUCUGUUGGCGCCGAGCGGGCUGAACGGUGUCAGCCAUUGGAAAAUAGUCUUGCUCGUUCGUCAUACAUCCACUGCGUGCGAACGGGAAAAAGGUUAAAACCUUCCGUCGAAACCCGUGUUGUGCGGAUAAGUGUGAUUGAUAAGUCACAGCCAGGCACGGGUGGCUUCAGCGAUGGAUUCGUUGCGAAAAUGGUUGAACAAACCAAAGGCCGACGACAAAUCGCUGCUGGCACGAUUUUACCAUGCGGAUCGUGCCCUGACAGCGAUCGCCAGCGAGCUGGACAGUUUUGAUGGACGAACCGAGCCAGUACGAUGCACCCGGCUAGUUAGCCGUCUUCGUCAGGGCCAGGAUCGUGUCCUAGCCAUCACGAAUCAGAUCAUGGACGAGCUGCUCUGCGACGAUCGCGCACCGCGUGCCUUUCGAGUGAAGUUCCCCGAGGAGGUGCUGCAGGAGAGCCUGGCCGGGCAGCUGUGGUUCGGCGCGGAGUGUCUGGCGGCCGGCUCGUCGAUUCUGAACCGCGAGGCCGAGUCGGCAAAGAUGCGCCCGCUGGCGAAAGCGGUCACCAAGAGCCUGGAGAUCGUGCGCAACCGGCUCCGGGAGCAGUGCCUUCGCAACAACAUCCCGAACAGUCCGACGCUACGGCUCGACUUUAACGACGCAGCCACCGAGCAGCUGUACGAAAGUCUGAAGAUCUUCGACCGGCUGUUCGCCGAGUUCGAGCUGGUGUACGUGAGCGCCAUGGUGCAGGUGAAGACGAAGCAGGAGUACGAGAUGCAGGAGUUGAUCUGCGUGCUGUUCUCCGAGACGCUGCAGCGUGCACUGAAGACGGGCCUGCUCGAGCAGGAGCAGGUCGACUCGUACGAUCCGGCUCUAAUGUUCUCCAUUCCACGGUUGGCCAUUAUCGCGGGGCUGGUUAUCUUUCGCGAUGGUCCACUCAACAUGGACCAGCCGGCGGACAACAUCUCCGAGAUGUUCCGUCCGUUCCGGAAGCUGUUGAUCAAGAUGCGUGACCUGCUGCACACGCUGACCAAGCACGAGCUGUACCAGCUGGAGAAGUUGCUCUGCACGAACGAGGAGAUACACAUGAGCGACCCGUUGAUCUGUGAUGAGGACCGUGCCGGGGGUGCGAAGGAGGGCGAAGACGUGCACGAACCGAUGGGUGAAAGCAGCGAGCAUGUGGUCAUUGUAACGACGACCACGGUCACGACGACAAUGGACGUUGCCGGUGACAAAGAAACCGACCCGACCGGUGGUGAUAGGAGCUCUCACGUAGUUAGUCAAUCGUUCGGUGUGGUUGGUGAGAACGGUACGGGAAGUAGUGGCAGUGGUACCAGCAGCAGCGGCAGCAGUACCAGUAGCACUAGUAACAACCGCACGCGGAAUCGUAACAACCAGCUCCUUCUUAGACAGCAAUCCUCCUCGCAGGGCGCACUACCCACGAUCACCUUCGAGGGCGAUCACCGAGAGGCUGCCUUGAAGGAGGAAGAAGACAAUAACAAUCCAGCCCACGGCGACGAGGGCGACGAUGAUGAUGAUGACGAUGACGACGAGCAGGAGAUGGAUGGGGAGGCUAGCCCAAAGAACCCACUAGCGAUGACGGACUGUGCCUCCGGGUAUCUCAUACCGAACACCAACUUUGGCAAUCUACUACAGACGAAUGAGGCUCCACUGACGGACAGUUUUAUCGCGACGGACGACGAAUUGCGGUUGCUCACUGUGGAAGUGUCUCAGCUCGAAGUAUCCUCACCAACGACGCGUGCAAACAUCGAGAGUAUGCUAGCGACUUCCCCCCAUGGCGUAGGUGUUGUUUCGCCAGCUAUCACACCCGGUCAACAGCCCACCGUUGAGUCGGACUCGGGUCACGGUACGGCGUCCCACAGCACCGACAUGUCACCCGAGAUGGAAAGCGAACGGGCGAUGGUAUUUGGUGGCGUUGUUCCAACAACUGUAGCCGUAACGACGACAAUAGAGAGCGGCACGAAAGUCCUACGCCGUUCGAGAAGUGCAAGCCUACAGAAGACGUCGAGAGACGCACGAAAGCCGUCGGAAAUAAGCGAGUCCUCAAGCGACGAUGAGGAAGAAGAUGAGCAGAUGGAAGCCGACGUUGAUGCCGAUGACGACGACGACGAUGACGACGGUCUGACGGAGGGAGCGAAGCAGACGCUGGGAAGCGUGUCGGUAGAAACUCAUCCCAAUGCUGCCAACGAUGUCUCCGGUCUGGUGACUGGAUCCGGCCAAACGACGAAACAUCCGCAACACAAUCACCAUCGCAAGCAGCACCACCAUCGGCCGCGGGCAUCGACGUCAUCGUCGGUGUCCACGCGCAAAUCCCAAUCGUCCUCCCAUCACCAUCAUCAUCAUCAUCACCAUCAUCACCACCAUUCCUACGCCGCGUCUGGUGAUGGUACUGCUGCGACUUCCGGGCCCACUGCAACGACCGGCACCAGCACCUCCAAUGGCGGCAACGGUCGUUACAAUCGAUCGCAUCAGAAGCAGCAGCAAUGCGUGUCCUCCUCCAGCUGUGAUACUUCACCGACGCAAAGUGAAUGCAGCGAUGCGCACGAGGUGACGUUGGCCAUCCGAGCGGCCGGCCGAAAUAAGUUUAAGACAACGGAGAACCUUCUGCAUCGAUUGUUCGUGUGUAUCGCGGGCGUCGCCGAUCAGCUGCAGACAAACUUUGCGGCCGAUCUGCGAAAGAUGUUGAAGAGCGUGUUCAUCAUGAACUCGUCGCCACCCGAGCCGGAGGAACCGCCGGAGACGAGCGGCAGUGAUGAGGAAUCGAAGGACAGCCAGCAUCCGUCGGAUCUGUUCGAGUUUCGCGCGAGCGAGCAGGACGUGAUCACGGCCGACCAGAACCACAGCGGUGGCUCGAGCCAGAGCAUCUACUCGGCCGAGGAGGCAAACCCCGAGCAGGAUUCGGUGUUUGCGUCGUCGGGCGAUUCGUCCCCGGUGCGUCGUACGGCCAGCGUCGAAAGUGGCAACGUUACCGUGAACGUGUCCGUGUCGGUUGUGACGUCAUCGCCCGGAGGAAGCGGUGGCCAUUCGACCGGCACCGGCGGAACCCGUACGGCACAGGAGCGUAGCGUCAGUUUGAGCGAAGCGUGCAUUGUGGUGGAGGGAAGCAAAGCGUCCUCCCGGCGGCACAGUGCCAGCGGGUCGAAGGGUGACUUUGGCCGCAGCCGAAGCAGCCCCAACAGUCCAAUCAAUAGCAAUAGCAAUGGGGGAAGUGGCAAUCAGGGCUCCACCGCGAUGCAUGCCUCUCCGUCUGGACGGGAACUGCACAUUGAACAGCAGCGGAGGAUGCCGGAGGAACCGCCACGGUGGAUUCCGGACUGUGACGCGCCCCGGUGCAUGUCGUGUGCGUCAGCUUUUACGCCGUUCCGUAGGCGGCAUCACUGCCGCAACUGUGGCGGAGUGUUCUGUGGCAUUUGCUCCAAUGUGUCCGCCCCGCUGCCAAAGUACGGCCUCACAAAAGCCGUCCGUGUGUGUCGGGAUUGUUUCGUGCGGGAAGUCGGCGUUUAAUUUCUUAUUCACACCCCAUAGGGGUCUUUCCUCAUUUGCUCUUCCCAUUUUGUCCCUCGCGACGUUGAUUGUGUUUUAUAUAAUACCCUUUUUUCUAUCGAUUUGACCACAUCCCUGACGAGUCGAAACUACACGUGUUUCAACUAUUGUCCCAGAACUGUCCAACAAUGUAUUGUUUUUACUCGUACCGUUUUGUGAUAAUCUUUCACCAUUAUUUGACCGUUGCGCGUUGACACGCUGUGGAAGUGUUUUCUUCAUUAUGAAUAUCUUUGUACUUGUUUUCUGUUUGUUGGAUUUUUACUUAUUAUUUUGUUCCACACGUCUUCUGUGUCCUUCUGUCGGAUAAAAUUGUAUAAAAUGUUCCAUGUCACAAAAGUUGACGGCAUUACCCGAGGUUACUGCAGCAGCAGCCACUACCGGGCCAGAUUGUAUGCGAUAGCGAAAAUGUGACCAAUUCAUGACACCAAGAAAACAGCUCCUCAAACCACGGGGGAGACCCAUCUAAUGAUAAAAAGGCAAACAAAAAAAACCUUCGCUGUUGAUGAUUGGAAUCGAAUAUAAGAAAAGAGAAAAUUAAUGGACGAAGAAAAAUGUUGUUUGAUCAAAACGUAUAUUCCAUAACAUGAAAAAAGUACCCCCAACGAAUAACCGAACCACUGCUAUAAGUCGAUACGUCGAUACGAUAGGCGUCACAUUCCCAGGACAAGGGCGAAGGGUGAAAAAGUCCUCUCCUUCUUUUGCUGUACUUUUGGCAUCAAUUAAAUGAACUGCGAAGACUUUGUUAUAAGAAACUCUCUCUUUUUUUCUCUUACCCAUGCCAAUCGUUCGCAUUUUGGGUUACGGUGCGUGGUUUUGUUUGUGUAUACAAUUAAAAGAAAAGCAAAGAAAUGUAGUCAUUUAGUCAAAUUUAAAUCGACCAGGCAAAUUUAAAUCGAAAUUGAGUGAUUCUGUUGUUUAUGUUGCUUUUUUUUAUUAUUAUCUACAUUCGAUUAGGAAGUUUUUCGACCAUUUUCGUCCAUCCUGCGAUCAUAAUAAAUUUACCUAGAUAACGAUAUUCGCGCCGGCGCUUACCCGGUGGCUUCAUACUGCUAGAUCGGGCGAAUAGAAAAACGAACCAUCUCGCUCGCGUGGUUGGUACGGUUGAGCAAAAGCGUACCGUUUAGUGAAUGCAAGCUGAACAGGCUAGUUCUUUCUAUUGCUUCAAAAGUUUCCAGAAAGAAGAAAAACAAAUAACCAAGUAUGUACGAAGGGGCCGGCAGGCAAAAAAUACAAAUGAAAACCACAGCAAAACGUAAAAGCGUGCGUAAACACGGAAAUAUUGAUACGAGUGUAUAUGAAUUGCGAUGAGAAACGUACAGGAACGAACUGUAAUUUGUGCAAGGAAGCGCGAAACCUUCAUUUGGGUGAUAUCUAUAUAAAUAUAUUUUUAAAAAUUGAUACAACUAAAGUAAAAACAAAAAUAUUGUCGACAAAAGUCAGUGACAAAUAAAAACAGAAAUAACAACAACGGGAUUAGAAGAUCCGAUGCGAAGGCAAUGGAACUACGUCAUGGAGCAAUAGUAUGUAGGGACAGUGUGCUACACGGUCGGGUCCGUUUGUUAUCCACGUGGAGAGCGGAAAUGAAAACAAAUAAAAACAACAUAAACAAUUAAAAUUUAUGCUUGAGUUCACGAUUCCACAGAGUUAAAUCGAAAAAAAAAAACAAUAAACGCAAAGACGAGUUAUGCU